AUGCUACCCACCACCAUUAUCGAGCAAUUCUCAUUGGACCUGUUCACCGUGCAACUAGGGCUGGAUGCUCUGCUGUGCAGCAUCACGCCCCUGCUCUUCAGCACCAGUAUCGGCACACAGGCAGUCCUGCUCCUGGGACGGAGCCCCGCUAGGCCCCUGGAGGCCAUCACCUUCCGCUUCCCCCCCGCCAGGCUAGACCCAGAGCCCGAGUGCACAGGCACUCGAGAUCGCGGCUCCGCCCGCCAGGAAGACCCGUGCCAGCAACCGCACGCCCACGAGGGCCUGUCCCGCUGCGCUAUGCGCCAGUUCCUGAUGCAGGUGGCGGGCGCCGAGAGCGGCGUCACGAGCCCCUGCCGGGCUUUCCUCCUCCUGCGGGGCCCGCGGGCGGCCCACGCCCCUGGCUUCCGGCCCAACCAGACCUGGCGGCCGGCGCAGCGGAAGGGCCUGGCCAUCGAUGUCAGCCUGGGCCAGGGGUCGGAGGAUGCAGCAUCUGAAGCGGUCACCAUGGAGCCCGCGACGCUGCCAUGGCUGCAGUGCGCCGCCAGGGUCAAGGGACUGGCCUAG
Messenger RNA from Auxenochlorella protothecoides, 564 nucleotides. RefSeq lists its product as hypothetical. NCBI's taxonomy places the organism in Eukaryota, Viridiplantae, Chlorophyta, Trebouxiophyceae, Chlorellales, Chlorellaceae. The transcript is spliced from 2 exons. The record is from RefSeq and is a predicted model, not a curated record. The coding region runs from base 1 to 564 and encodes 187 amino acids.